This is a messenger RNA of Funneliformis caledonium, 1491 nucleotides long. The record is from the annotation of a GenBank genome assembly. NCBI's taxonomy places the organism in Eukaryota, Fungi, Glomeromycota, Glomeromycetes, Glomerales, Glomeraceae.
AUGUUUAGAAAGAAAAAAACCAAGAAGAUCGUUAAUACCUAUUCGCGCGACUUGAAAGAACUUGGCUAUUUUAUCGACGAAGAAGGGAGACUUAGAACGCUAGAAGGCAAGUUUCAGUGGAGGUUUUUUUUUUUUUUUCAAGAAUUCAAACGUGACUCUUACAUUUAUCCCCUUUUGACGGUCAAUGCAGGUGAACCUUAUACAUUUGAAGUGAAAAAAGACAGGGAAUAUAAUGAAGGGCUGUACGACACGUUGAUAGAUAUUCUUUGUGAGUUGGCAGAAGAAAAGCUUCAGAAGGAUUGUGGAUUGAUUAAAGCGUUGGUACCAUUAGGUGCGACAGAAGAGGAUAUACAUAGCAAGAUUUUUUUAAGUCAGGAUUAUAUGACAAACGAUAAAAUGAUUAUCUUUAUCCCUGGAACAUCUCACAAAGUUGGCAUUUGGUCGAGACGAGUGCUCUCGGAUUCUUCUGUCAUGGAUGGUUCAAUGAUCACCUACACAAAACGCGCCAGGGAAUUGGGAUUUGCGAUCGUAAUUACGAACCCGAAUGAAGUGUUUUGGUAUAAGGGUAAAGGAGUAUUGAUUUUACCAAAAACGAGCGUUACGUUUGAUACUAUACCCGGAAGUGAAUCACCAGAGGCACAUGUGAAUUAUGUAUUUAAAAACUUUGUUAUACCUUCCGCCGCGGAAAAAAUAGUCGUUGUCGCAAAUAGUUAUGGAGGUCAUUGUGCAGUUGAUGCCAUUCAAAAUAACUUCGAUGCUUUGCUUGAUAAGAUUAAGGCAGUCGAAUUUACCGCAUCAACUCAUUCGAUUGAUUUUGUCAAAUCCGAUAAGAUGAAAGUUUGGAUCCGAGAGCGUUGUAGAAAUUGGCUCAUGUCCGAUCAGCCGAUCGGUCAAGAAGUCAUCGACCCUAGGUUCGGUUGCAUUUCGGUCUCAUCAGGGUCCGAACUGAAUGAGUACGUAACUUCCACGGUCAUUGAUGAGAUAUUUAACUUCAUAGAUAAACGAGUGAUCAAAGAGAUUUGGGAUGAUGUUGGAUCCGAUUUGGAAGAAGAUCCAGAACUUUUAAGUCGAGAAGCGGACAUAUUGAUUAAAAAUGAAGAUUCCUAUAAAAUUUUUUCAGACAAUGAUGAUAAGAUUGUAUUUGAAGAGGCGGGUCCUGUAAAGAGAUUGGACAGUGAACAACUUAACGAAUAUUUGAAAUGGAGACUGAAGGAUACUAAGAAUAAUAAUAAACAUGCAAAUACUAUCACAGUAGAUCAAGAAGUUGAUGGUUCAAAUUUUCUUGAUUUUACCGCAGAAGAUUUUGAAAGGUGGAAAAUACCGGGUGGACCAGCUAAAGAUAUCGAAAAGGUGAUUAAUGAAUUAAAGGAGAUCUGCAAUAAUAUCGAAUAUCCAAACUUACUUAUUCAUUUCUAUUAUGCAGGACUUUCACCAAUUGAUGAUGCAAUACGUGAAGCUAAUAGACUAUUUGAUUUUUAUUCUCAGGACCUA